Molecule: messenger RNA, 2001 nt
Organism: Tetrahymena thermophila SB210
Lineage: Eukaryota; Ciliophora; Oligohymenophorea; Hymenostomatida; Tetrahymenidae
Exons: 10
Biological process (GO): TORC2 signaling
Cellular component (GO): cytoplasm; plasma membrane; TORC2 complex
Molecular function (GO): phosphatidylinositol-4,5-bisphosphate binding
Source: RefSeq, a predicted model, not a curated record
AUGGAAUUUACUGAAGCUUAGGAGGUUGACUAUAUUGUAGCUUAAUCUGUAAGCAAAAAUAUUUUUGGAAAUGCAAACGGUUAGGUUAAUAAUAGGUAGAAAUCUGCAAAAUUUGAAUAACUCUCAGAUUCUUCAGAUGAGGAUGACAGAUAAACAUAAUUUCAAUCAAAACAAGGAAAUGGAAUGAGCUAAAAUAAUAGGCAAAAAGAAAAUCAAACUUCUCUAAUCAGCAAUUUAUUAAAAAGUGAUGGAGAUACUGAAUCUAUGGAUGAUAUGAUUAAUUAAAUUAAUUCAAUUGUGUCAUCUCAAUAUGAGUAAAAGAAAAAAUAAUUUGAAGAAGAGUAAGAAAGAAUCAAAAUGCUUAAAGAAAUCAUGUAGUAGGAAAAUGAAGAGCAGAAAAAAAUGGAAAUCUCUAAGACUAAUUCAAUUAUUGUUUACAAGAAUAACUCUGGAGAAAAGAUAGAUGAGAAUGCUUAGCAGAGUGAGUAAAAUGGAAUGGAAAAAUCAAACGGUUAUAAAAGUAAAGAAAAAUAGAAUAACAACUAAGACUACGAUGAUAGCGACGAAGAAGAAGAUGAUGAAGAUGAAGAUUAUGAUGAUGAUGAUGAAUAGCAUAGAUACAACAAUCGCUAAAACAGAAACGGGAAUAAUAGCGAUAACAACGAAGACAAAUUUGAAUAAGUGCCUGAAGAUUGUAUAAUAUAAAGCUUUAAUAACGUAGUUUUAAAAUAGGUUUCACUACUAAAAAACACAACUCAGUAAAAAAAUAGCCUCGCUAAGCUCGCUAGCAACCCAAGAGCAUAAAAAUUAGAUGUAUAUUUCUUCGGAACAAGCUUUAAUAUGAAAGUACCUUACGAUGACAAUACGACAAUAUAAGAUUUCAUCAAAAUUAUAAUUGAUUUUUAUAUGGCAGACCCUAAUACUGAUAAAUCAUUAAUGAGAUAUCCUAAAUAUCCUCAAGCUUACAAUUUAAGAAUGAAAGAUGAUGAUGGUUACAAGCCAGAUUCAAAUCUUGGUCCUAUUGAACCCAAAUAUCCUGUUUAAAAUUUUAGUAAAGAAUAAAUUGUAAUAAUGGAAAUAGAUAGAUUUAUGCCUCCUGCUGAAGAUUUUUAAGACUCAAUAGCAAGAAAAAUCAAAUAAAAAACAAUAUAAAAAGGUUUGGAUUUGCUAAAUGUUACUAUUGAAGAGCUAGGAGCUCAAUUGAACAUCGAGUAGAGCCCACAAUCAACAAUUAAAUAAGUUUUAGAAUACUUAAGAGAUAAAAAGAAUGCAAAAAUUUCGAUUAAAGAUUGUAUUGUUUUUUAUUAUGAUUAUUAAGAAGAAAAAUACAUUGAAUUAGAUUUAAAUACAUCUAUUAGUUAGCUCCCUUCUUAAGAUAAAAAGAUUAGAAUUAAGAAAAAAGAAUGGGCAGACACACCAAGAAUUACUAAUCAAUAAGUCUAAUAUGCUCCUAAUUUACCUGCUUAAAUUCUAUAAAGCGAGCCAAUUAGCAACAUGAAUCUUGUAAAAUAUGAAGAAUUUAAUGUCAUUAAAAUAAACGAUAAGAAAAAGAGAUAAGAAAGAGUGCUUGGAAUAGAUUAGCACAAGAUACUAAACAUCAAUAAGCGCAUACAACAACAAGACAUAGGAUUCCUUAAUAAAAUAUUCGUAAAUCCUUAGACAGGCACAAAAAAUCCCUCACGCAAGAUAGAGGAUAUUUAGUUUAUUUAAGAAUUAGAAAAUAAUAUAGUAAUAAUGAAAGUCAAAGAUCCUGAUUAAUAAUAUGAAAAGACUCUAAAAUAUGAAAUUGCAAAUUCUGAAGAUAGAAGAAAAAUAAUUAAAAAGAUAGAAGGCCUUAUGGAAUUGUAUAGAAAAGACACAUUAAAAAAGUUUAAUAUGAAUAUUAUGAAUAUAAAUAACAUGCAUAACAUGCAUAACUUGAAUUAUAUGAACAAUAUGACUAAUGUUCCUAACAUGAUGACUUAUUCAAAUUAUAAUGGAGGUACUACUAGCUUGAGAUGA